GGGGGAGGGGCGUCCUGUCGGCACGCGCAGAAAGCACGGAGCAGCUGCAGCGGCGAGAAGGAGCGCGGCGCUUUCCACACCGCAUCAUAUUCACUCUUUAAAAAAAUCACCCGUCAACUAACGUCUUCUAACCGAGACACUCAUUUAAAGCCAAAAUGGUGGACCGCGAGCAGCUGGUUCAGAAAGCCAGGUUGGCUGAACAGGCUGAGAGAUAUGACGAUAUGGCAGCUGCCAUGAAAUCGGUGACAGAGCUGAAUGAGGCACUGUCCAAUGAAGAGCGCAACCUGCUCUCGGUGGCCUACAAGAACGUGGUAGGUGCACGGCGCUCAUCAUGGCGUGUUGUCUCCAGCAUUGAGCAGAAGACUUCAGCCGAUGGCAAUGAGAAGAAGAUUGAGAUGGUGCGUGCCUAUCGUGAGAAGAUCGAGAAGGAACUGGAGGCCGUUUGUCAAGAUGUGCUCAACCUGCUUGACAACUUCUUGAUCAAGAACUGCAGCGAGGCACAGCAUGAGAGUAAGGUCUUCUACCUGAAGAUGAAGGGUGACUACUACCGCUACCUGGCUGAAGUAGCUACCGGUGAGAAGCGUGCUGCAGUAGUUGAGUCGUCUGAGAAGGCAUACAGCGAGGCACAUGAGAUCAGCAAGGAGCACAUGCAGCCCACGCACCCCAUCCGUCUCGGCCUGGCACUCAACUACUCCGUGUUCUACUACGAGAUCCAGAACGCACCUGAGCAGGCAUGCCAUCUGGCCAAGACGGCUUUCGACGACGCCAUCGCCGAGCUGGACACGCUCAACGAGGACUCCUACAAAGACUCAACCCUCAUCAUGCAGCUGCUGCGAGACAACUUGACACUCUGGACAAGCGACCAGCAGGACGACGAAGGCGGCGAGGGCAACAAUUAAAAACAAAGAGAGAAGGAGAGAGAGAUGGAGAGGCAGAAGAGGAGAAGACCCUCAAGAAUUACCCGUUUCCUAGCCGUAACACACAAGAAAACACGCGUGCUCACAAAAUAAAAGAAAAAUAAAAAUAAAAAUAAAAGCAUAAGUGAAAACAUUUUACGAAAAGGGGGGCCUGGUGGAAUGCUGGCAGCCAUGUUCACUGAUGGUACAACCGCAACUGCAGUUCUCUUUGAUUUUCUGAAAAUUAAAUGGAUAAAUAUAAUAUUGACAAAAAAUCUGAAUAGAAGUUUAACAAGAGGUAUGCCUCCAAUUAAAAAUGUGGUUUAAAUUAAAAUCAUCAUAAUAAAGGCAAAAAUCCCCUCUUCUUCAGUUGCCUCUGCAACAUUUGCCAAAACAAUACUUUGAGGAAGUAAAGCUUGUCAGUAAGUCAGUAAGAACAAGAUGACUAGGGUUGAAAUACACCCCAAACACUGGCGUAGGGACUGUUCUUGUAGUGAAACGUGAUGUCAAGCUGCUUAUUAUAAGUAUGGAGUAAGGGUUUAGGAACUGUCAGGGGAAGACAUGUUAAAGCUUGAGCAAGAAAAAAAAAAAAAAAGACAAAAAAUAGUACAUGGAGUAAAAAACUUGAAUGUCAUAGCCUCGCAAAAGUAAGAGUUUGCAAACAGGCUCCAGAGAGUGUGAAAGGAUGUUUUUUUUUGUCUGUAUUAAACAUAUUUGUGGAUACUGAUGUGCGCUCAACAGUCAGUCAGCCAUUUCUUUACAGCCGACAUGGCGAUUCAAAACGCUCCACAAUAAUCGAAACAUCACUGUGGUUACAGGCUGCAGGUCUAUGAUCAAGGAACAGUAGUUUAGGUAUACAGUAACCAAGUCCAGUUUUCCCACCCAUUAAAUACAAUGCUAUUUCCAUUGAUAGCUAAGACAAAUUGUUGUCCUUUCAGUGAAAACUGUUCUUAUUAUCAUUAUUAUUAUUAUUGAUAUAGUUUGGACAUUUAGGGUGUCAAGGGUGACCCACACUAUAAAAACAUAGGUUUUAUUCAAAAUCAUUACAAUAUAGUACCAUAAACCACAACAUACUCUAUAUAAAACCUAACUUGUAAUGAUAUUUCCCUAAAAACGCAUUACCCUAAUCUGUCUUAGCAAAGUAAUAUAGGAAAAAAAAAAAUCCCUGCGCUUUAAUCCUGAAAAUUUUAAUUCUCUAAAGCAAUCCUUAAUCACUUGGAUCCAUGUCGCGAUACACUGAAUGGAAUCAACUGGAACCAUUGGCUGUUUUUUCUUUGUCCAUGGACUGAAAGUACAAUUAGAGACAGAGCACUGGCAAUGUCAAAACGGGAGAUGAUCUUAAAGCAGCUUUGAGGUUUGUGGUAUUCUUUUCUUCAUUUUUUUUGUUUACUUUUUUAAUUUUCAAAAAAAUGCACUUGCCUAUUAUACUGUUUCUCAGUGUAAGAUGAUUACUGCUCCAAUAUUCUCGAUAAUACAAUAUUGUGCAUGCUGGUGAUGUAUUUAUAUACCGUAGCUUGACUUUAUUAACUUAAAAAAAACUGUAGAUGUUAUGUAUUCAUAGGAACAAGAAAUGACUAGAAUUCAAUCUGAUUAUUAUUUUCUAUUUAUUACUUUAUAUUGGAUUGUUUAAAUUUAUUAUGAUUUUUUUUUUCAUCUAUAUUUGUUUUUUCCUUGCUGAAGUAUGCGACUCCAAAAUGGUGAACCAUAAACUGAUGCUAUAGUGACAUGCAAUUCUUGUGUUUGGGUUUUAUUAAACAAUGAAGUGGAAAGACAAAAAGGACAGAAACACCACUGUUAGCUUAACACUCGCUGUCCGGUGUUUUGUCGUGGCAAAAAUCAAAGAUCACAUUGUAAAUCUGUUUGUUGUUCUUACAAUGGCCUUUCCUUUUGUGCUUUUUCUGUCACAUUAUACAGUGAGAUGUUUAAAAAAAAAAAAAACAGUGUUUAUCAGUUCUUCAGAAAACUGCAUUUCUGUAAGGCAUUCACUCACGGACCAUAAUUUCCUCUUUCUGUCUUUUUUUUACUUUUAGCUGUCUCUCCUGAUAUCGUAAAUGUGAGUCAUGUAGCGGAUGCACACGAGAAAAAUAACAAUAAUAAUAAUGAUGAUAAUAAAAAUGAAUUAAAACAUCACAACAUCCUUCUAACCACA
Molecule: messenger RNA, 3045 nt
Organism: Pangasianodon hypophthalmus (striped catfish)
Lineage: Eukaryota; Metazoa; Chordata; Actinopteri; Siluriformes; Pangasiidae
Gene: ywhag1
Product: 3-monooxygenase/tryptophan 5-monooxygenase activation protein, gamma polypeptide 1
Exons: 2
Coding region: 156-899 (247 amino acids)
Biological process (GO): signal transduction
Cellular component (GO): cytoplasm
Molecular function (GO): protein kinase C binding
Source: RefSeq, a predicted model, not a curated record